UGGACGGGGUUUCUACUUUCCAUUACGCACCUCAAUAUGGCAAGAAGAAAGGAUUCAAGAUAAUAACGGUACGGCGAACAAACAAUAAUCCGGCAGCAACCAGACACCGACGGCCGACGGCGAUGGCAUCGAUGAGCUUCGCCGCCGUGGUACAGCCGUUGCUGAAAAGAGCAGUUCAAGCAAUACCCAAUUCUAGCUUCACCAUCGUCAACCAUAAGUUUCCUCCCUCCUUAUUCCAUGCCCCUUUGAUUUCUUCAGGUAUUACUAUUGGUAUAUGUCAUUUGGCACAAGCUGUAAAGGGUGAUAAUGAGAUUUUACUCAAGGGAGUUGGUGAAAAGGGCUACAAUGAAGAAGUGAAGCAUAUUAUUGAAAUGGCAAAACGGGCAUCGUUAAGACGUGAAGUUCUCCAUACGGAUUUUCUGACCCCACCGGUGGUAAAGGAGUCGAUGAUGAUUAUAGAAAAACUAGCGGAUGUCAAAACAUUAGUCCAAGGAGGCUACCCUGAGGCUGAACGUUGUCGGCUAUCUGUUGGACAUCCCGAAGCAUUGACAACCGAGCCCGAUAUUGUGGCGGCAUUAAGUAUUUCAGGGAACUUUGGUUUUCAACCUUGUUCCCAUGGCGAUUUUCUUGGAGCUAUUCUUGGCACAGGGAUUGUAAGAGAUAAAUUGGGGGAUAUUCUUUUGCAGGGUGAAAAGGGAGCUCACGUUCUUGUUAUUCCAGAACUAGUCGACUUCCUCACUAUAUCACUCGAUAAGGUUGGGAACGUACCUGUGACGUGUAAGAAGAUGCCAUUGAUUGCCCUUGAAUACGAACCACCAAGGACUAAAACGUUCAAAACUGUAGAAGCGUCUAUGAGGAUUGACUCCAUAGCAAGUGCGGGAUUCAAGAUCUCGAGAUCAAAACUAGUUGGCUUGAUCAGUGACGGGGAUGUGCGCGUUAAUUGGGUGACUGUCACGAAGAAUAACACGACUAUAAGGAGCGGAGACAUGAUUUCUGUAAGUGGGAAAGGAAGAUUGAAGAUAGGGGAAGUGAACGAAACCAAGAAGGGGAAGUUUGCAGUCGAGCUCAUACGAUUUCUAUGACUUCAAUCCAUAUUUCGUGAUCGGGUCUUCAUAGAUGGAAGGUUUGUUGACCAUAUGACUACCAUUCGUUAGAUUUUUGGUUUGACGUUAUAUUGCGCCAACGGAUUAUGUAAAAUUACGACAAAUUGUCGUGAGUUUGAAUCUUUCCGAAGACAUUUGUGUGUGCCUUUGGUAGUACCCGUUGAUUGAUCUUAUGUAGUGCGUGAUUUGGGUUUUUCUUCAAACUAUUAGAACGUGUGCCGUU
Molecule: messenger RNA, 1326 nt
Organism: Cynara cardunculus var. scolymus (artichoke)
Lineage: Eukaryota; Viridiplantae; Streptophyta; Magnoliopsida; Asterales; Asteraceae
Product: putative RNA-binding protein YlmH
Exons: 9
Coding region: 123-1082 (319 amino acids)
Molecular function (GO): RNA binding
Source: RefSeq, a predicted model, not a curated record